Messenger RNA from Siniperca chuatsi (mandarin fish), 1072 nucleotides. RefSeq names its product chymotrypsin B. The transcript has 7 exons. The record is from RefSeq and is a predicted model, not a curated record. Gene Ontology annotation, biological process: proteolysis. NCBI's taxonomy places the organism in Eukaryota, Metazoa, Chordata, Actinopteri, Centrarchiformes, Sinipercidae. Gene Ontology annotation, molecular function: serine-type endopeptidase activity. Bases 105 to 899 code for a protein of 264 amino acids.
ACAGCUGAGCUGGACAAACCACUGCCCGCUCUGAUUGGCUGAAGCCCAGCAGGGUUCAGGGAUAAAAGAGCAGCUCGCUCCUUCAACACAUCAUCGUCAUCACCAUGGCCUUCCUCUGGAUCGUCUCCUGCCUCGCCUUCGUCAGCGCCGUCUACGGCUGCGGCACCCCCGCCAUCCCCCCCCAGGUGACCGGCUACGCCCGUAUCGUCAACGGUGAGGAGGCGGUGCCUCACUCCUGGCCCUGGCAGGUGUCUCUGCAGCAAUCCAACGGCUUCCACUUCUGUGGAGGAUCUCUGAUCAACGAGAACUGGGUUGUGACCGCCGCUCACUGCAACGUCAAGACCUACGACCGCGUGAUCGCUGGAGAACACGAUAAGAGCUACGGCUCCAACGAGGACGUCCAGCUGCUGAAGCCCGCCAAGGUGUUCACCCACCCCCAGUGGAACCCCCGCACCAUCAACAACGACAUUGCCCUCAUCAAGCUGGCCACCCCCGCCCGCCUGGGCACCAACGUUUCACCUGUCUGCCUCGCAGAGUCCGCCGAUGUCUUCGCCGCCGGCAUGACCUGCGUCACCACCGGCUGGGGUCUGACCCGCUACAACGCUGUCGGUACUCCCAACAAGCUGCAGCAGGCUGCCCUGCCCCUGCUGUCCAACGAGCAGUGCAAGAGACACUGGGGCAGCAACAUCUCCGACGUGAUGAUCUGUGCUGGAGGAGCCGGAGCCACUUCCUGCAUGGGCGACUCUGGUGGACCUCUGGUCUGUCAGAAAGACAACGUCUGGACUCUGGUCGGUAUCGUCUCCUGGGGAAGCAGCCGUUGCUCCACCUCCACUCCUGCCGUCUACUCCCGUGUCACCGAGCUCCGUGGCUGGGUCGACCAGAUCCUCGCAGCCAACUAAACUCUCAGAGGCUAAGGGGCAACCCCCAAACCCCCUGACCCCCUGACCCCCUGACCCCCAAACCCCCAAACCCCCUGACCCUGCCCAGCCCGGCACGGCCCGGCCCGGUCCAGCCCGGCAUUCCCAGAGCAGAGUGUGUGGACAAUGAAUGAUAAUAAAAACAGUGAACAUCA